Mus pahari (shrew mouse) is the source of this 2286-nucleotide messenger RNA. It is a transcript of the gene Daglb, whose product is annotated as diacylglycerol lipase beta. Gene Ontology annotation, biological process: lipid metabolic process. Bases 81 to 2087 code for a protein of 668 amino acids. The transcript has 15 exons. NCBI's taxonomy places the organism in Eukaryota, Metazoa, Chordata, Mammalia, Rodentia, Muridae. The record is from RefSeq and is a predicted model, not a curated record.
CGCCGCCGGGGACCCCCCUCCGGACGCGCGCGGAGUCAGAAGGGUGCGCGCGGCUUAGGCGGCGCGGUGGGAGGUGCGCCAUGCCGGGCAUGGUGCUGUUCGGCCGGCGCUGGUCCCUAGCCAGCGACGACCUGGUGUUCCCCGGGUCCUUUGAGCUGUUCCUGCGUGUGCUGUGGUGGAUUGCCAGUCUGACGUUGUAUCUCACGCACAGAAGGAGGCUGGACUGUCCCGGUGGAGUCUUGCUCAGCACAUACCUGAUAGUCCUCCUUGUUCUCCUGGCAGUUAUUAUAUGCACCGUGUUGGCCAUUGUGUGUGUCAGCAUGAGAGGAACCAUUUGUAACCCUGGACCUCGGAAGUCUAUGUCUAAGCUGCUUUAUAUCCGCCUGGCGCUCUUCCUGCCAGAGAUGGUCUGGGCUUCUCUGGGGGCCGCCUGGGUGGCAAAAGGUAUCCAGUGUGACAGGACAGUUGUCAUUGGCAUCAUCGCCACCGUCAUUGUCAGCUGGAUUGUCAUUGCUGCCACCAUGGUCACCAUCAUCUUUGUCUUUGACCCGCUGGGCGGGAAGAUGGCUCCGUAUCCCCCGUGCAUCCCCGAGCACCUGGACAGUAACAGCUCGAACCGGUUAUUGACCGGCCUGAAGACGGCUGCGAAGAGCGUGUGGGAGACCCGGGUGCAGUGCUGCUGCUUCUGCGUUGGGCAGGAUGACAACACCAGGGUGGCGUUCUCCAGCACCGCCGACCUGUUCUCCACCUACUUCUCUGACACAGACCUGGUGCCCAGUGACAUUGCAGCAGGCUUCACCCUUCUCCACCAGCAACAGGACAAUAUCAGCCACAGCCGGGAGCCUCCGGAGGUCGUGACCCACACGCCAGGACAGCCUCAGGAAACUGAGUUAGAUGCAGAAGUGGAGAACUGCCAUCACUACAUGCCGUUUGCAGCAGCUGCCUAUGGGUGGCCGCUCUACAUCUACAGGAACCCGUUCACGGGGCUGUGCAGGAUCGGCGGCGACUGUUGCAGAGCCAGAGACAUAGAGUACGAUGCAGUGGAAGGUGACCAACACAACUGCCACUUCGCCUCCAUCUUGAAGACCACAGGGCUGCAGUAUAGGGACUUCAUUCACAUAAGCUUUCACGACAAGGUGUACGAGCUGCCCUUCAUAGUGGUUCUGGACCACAGGAAGGAGUCUGUUGUGGUCGCCGUGAGAGGAACCAUGUCUCUCCAGGACGUCCUGACCGACCUGUCUGCGGAGAGUGAGAACCUGGAGCUGGGGAUUGAGCUACAGGACUGUAUGGCCCACAAGGGAAUUGCUCAAGCGGCCAGAUACAUUCACCGCAGACUGGUCAAUGAUGGGAUUCUGAGCCAAGCCUUCAGCGUCGCUCCGGAGUACCAGCUCGUUCUGGUGGGGCACAGCCUGGGAGCCGGUGCUGCGGCCCUGUUAGCCAUCAUGCUCCGGGGGGCCUACCCACAAGUCCGUGCUUACGCCUUCUCCCCACCCAGGGGGCUGCUCAGCAAAUCCCUUUCCGAGUACUCCAAGGACUUCGUUGUGUCGCUUAUCCUAGGAAUGGAUGUGAUCCCCAGGUUAAGUGUGACCAACAUGGAGGACCUCAAGAGGAGGAUCCUGCGAGUGAUCGCUAACUGCAAUAAGCCAAAGUACAAGAUCUUGCUGCAUGGCUGUUGGUACGGACUGUUUGGAGGCAGCCCUGAGAACUUUCCAACCGAACUGGAUGAGGGUAACCAGGGGGCCCUGACUCAGCCUCUUCUUGGGGAGCAGACUCUUCUAACGCGAUACUCCCCAGGCUACUGCUCCAGCGACUCCCCUCUGGACUCCCCCAAGUACCCGACUCUGUACCCGCCUGGCAGGAUCAUCCACCUGGAAGAGGAGGGUGGUCCAGGGAGGUUUGGCUGCUGUUCUGCUGCUCACUACAGAGCGAGGUGGGCACAGGAAGCAGAGUUCAGUAAGAUCCUGAUAGGCCCAAAGAUGCUCACUGACCACAUGCCUGACAUCGUGAUCCGGGCCCUGGACAGAGUGCUCGCCGACAGAACAGCCUGUGUCUCCUGCCCAGGGCAAGGCGGCCCCACUGUACCUUAGCUCUNCAGGACCCUGACCAGCACAACGGACUGGUGGUUUGGGGAGGUUCUUUUGUUGUUGCUUUUGUUUGUUUGUUUUGUUUAUUNACUGUGAGCGGCUUCUGUGAGGCUGGUAUGGUGGUACCUGUCCAUCAACAGUUACCUGAGGGGUCCCGGCAGAAAUGGACACCAAUAUGACCAUACAAUUUAUUACAAGCUUU